Molecule: messenger RNA, 1200 nt
Organism: Rotaria sordida
Lineage: Eukaryota; Metazoa; Rotifera; Eurotatoria; Philodinida; Philodinidae
Source: the annotation of a GenBank genome assembly
AUGACAAAGAAUAAUGAUAUUAAUACAAAUAAAUAUAAAGAAGAAUCAAUGAAUAUUGUUAAUGUUCAUGAUCCAUUCUUUUUAUGGGGUUUAAUUAAACAUUCUGAUCAAUUAUUAAUUCAAGCAAAUGAAACACUUUCUGAUGCUGAUCGAAGUCUUUUAUAUUGGUCAUGUCAUUAUUAUAAACGUUCAAAUGUAUGUAAUUAUCUAUUAGAUAAUUGUAAAUUAGUUUGUACAGCUCGUGAUGCUAUUGAAAAAUUAUCUAAUAUAACAAAAGCAGGUGAAAAUGAAACACCUGAUUUAACAAAAAUACCUGUACCAUUUAUAUUACCAACAUCACCAGAUUUUAUUGUUAAAGAAUUACGUGAUGGUUCGUUUAUAUCAUCAAAAGGAAAACCAUUGAAAUUUACAGUUAUUAAUGAAAAAGGACAGACAAAAACAUGUAUGUAUAAACAUGGUGAUGAAUUAUUACAAGAUGCUUUAUGUAUUGCUGUUAUGAAAGAAAUGAAUAUGAUAUUUAAAGAAGAAAAUAUCGAUGCAGAAGUUGUUUAUUAUGAAGUUCUUCCAGUUGCUAAAACAGAAGGUCUUGUUGAAUUUAUUGAUAAUGCACAUCCAUUUCUUGAAUUUACAGUUGAUGAUGAAAAUAAAAAUUCAAAAUCAUCCGAUAAAUUAAAAAAAUUUAUUGAAAUUCAACCAGAAAGACAAAAAAAUUUAUUUCGAACAUUUCUAGGUUUUAUCAUCUCUGGCAUUGUUCUACAAUUAGCUGAUCGACAUGAUGAUAAUAUCAUGAUAACUGAUGAUGGUAAAAUUUUACAUAUUGAUUUCGGUUGUGCAUUUGGUCAAAAAACUAAACUUGAACGAUUACUUGGUCUUUUUAUGGAUAUACCAAAUUCUCCAUUUAGUGAAGAUGUUUUCAUUGCUAUUAUUGGUCGUGAAGAUGAUGAUAAAGAAAUAACAAAAUUAUGGGAAACGAUCAAAAAGCGAAUAUGGUUAUGUUUUAAUGCUCUUCGUAUUCAUAAACACCGUUUUAAACCAAUAGGUGAAGAAUAUUAUCAACAUUUUCAUGAAAGAUUAAUGAUUGCAAAAGAUGAUUCUGAAGCUCGACAAGCAUUAGAUGUUGAAUUAGAAAAAUGUUAUAAUAAUCGAUUUAAUGCUGCAAGAGCAUUUUAUUAUAAAAUCCAGCAGAAUAUUGUCAGUUAG